CUUCGUAUUUUCCUUGGGUAUUUUUGGCGCCUGUCAACUAUAUUUUCAUAAUCAUCACUAAACUACUAAAUAUAUUAUAAACUAAAUAACUAAAUAAACUAAAAAUAUUAUAAAUAAUAUGUACGAAAAAGUCAGAUAUUUGCAGUAAUUAGGCAAAGCUGCUUAUUGCAAGAGUAAGUAUAAGGUAAAAAAUAUUUCCAAGAGGAAAUUAGUUUGAAAUCCGCUUCCGUUUCUCAAUUUUCAUUUUUACAUUGAACAUCAAGGAAUUAAUCACAGACAGAGAACGAGACACAUUAAUUGUUUUCAGCAUACCCAUUAAGUGUCCAAAUGUAUUUCUAAACAUUUUCAAAACUCAUUACCAUUUCGUCGUUACAGGUAAAAUAUCUGUAAGAAUUGGAAUAAAAGUUAAGACUUAUGUGAGCGUCAUAUUAUGUUGUAAGUAAAAGUUUAUAUAUUAAACUUUAUAUUGGGUUGAAUACUGAAUUUAACAUAAUUAUGUAAUGUUUUGUUCUGUUAUUACGUUUAAUUUGGUAAAUAUAUGAAUUACUAUUAUACAUAUCUUAAAGUAUUGGCAGAGAAUGUAUAAUAUAAUCUACAUUCUCUGGUAUUGGUAUGGUAUAACACAGUUAUCGUUAUUUAUUCAAGUGACAUGUGCACACUUUAUAGCAUCUCUGUUUUUUAUCUCCGUGACUAUCUCUCGUAUAAGAAGAAGCAUUGACAAAUGAAUAUUUCUAAAUAUUCUACGUAAAAACAAAGGACGCAAUUUGCAAUUUGGAAAUAUACAUUUAGGUGUAAAAUAAUUACACUAUAUUUCAGUGUGUCGACGUAGUUGGAGAUAUUUAAGAAAUAAAAUGCCUGCAGAUCAAAUACAAUACUCGGAAAAGUACUUUGAUGCCAUUUACGAAUACAGACACGUUAUUCUGCCGCCGGAUUUAACAAAGCUGGUACCAAAGUCUCAUUUAAUGAGUGAAACUGAAUGGCGAAAUUUAGGUGUGCAGCAGAGUCCAGGUUGGGUGCACUACAUGAUCCACGCGCCUGAACCUCAUGUAAUACUCUUCCGAAGACCACGAACAGAUAUUCCAGAAUCUGGUACGAAUAUUAACAUCAAUAAUUCUGUUGCCAUAAACAAUACAAAUAAAGAACAACCUGCAGCACAACAGAAACAGAUGAACGCUAACAAUAAUGUAUCAGUACAUGGAUAAUAUAAGUGUUUCUACAUAACAUAGGAAUGAUAGACACACACCACAGUUCAAAACAUUAAGGCCUGUAAGAUUUUAAUAUAUAAGUUUUUUUAUAUUAUUUUUAAUUUUAAUCAUUUGUGAAAAGAUGUAAUAAUCCAUUGAAAAUGCAUGAAUUACUCAGCGUUAGAAAUCAAAGAAUUUUAUUUAAUUUAAUAAAUAUGUAUUACACAUUGAUCUGUGAAUAGACUAUAUAUCUAUAUAUUGACAUUGUUGAACACAAAAGAGAAAUAUUCAAGCAAACAUAUAUAAUAUGAAAAAAGCAAAUAAAAAAACAUUAGAAUUAAGGUUUUAUUGCUGCGAUGAAUUAAAGGUUUUUUAUAUGACACAAUGAAAA
Bactrocera oleae (olive fruit fly) is the source of this 1575-nucleotide messenger RNA. It is a transcript of the gene Cks85A, whose product is annotated as Cyclin-dependent kinase subunit 85A. The record is from RefSeq and is a predicted model, not a curated record. Gene Ontology annotation, cellular component: cyclin-dependent protein kinase holoenzyme complex; SCF ubiquitin ligase complex. Gene Ontology annotation, biological process: regulation of mitotic cell cycle. Lineage: Eukaryota; Metazoa; Arthropoda; Insecta; Diptera; Tephritidae. Gene Ontology annotation, molecular function: cyclin-dependent protein serine/threonine kinase activator activity; ubiquitin binding; histone binding.